Fraxinus pennsylvanica is the source of this 1536-nucleotide messenger RNA. The record is from the annotation of a GenBank genome assembly. NCBI's taxonomy places the organism in Eukaryota, Viridiplantae, Streptophyta, Magnoliopsida, Lamiales, Oleaceae.
AUGGAUAACAAUUCAAAGCAACCACUCAUUUCUUCGGGGAAUGAUGCAGAAACUGAAGAAAAAUAUUCAAUUCAACGAUCAAUUUCAUCUUUCACCGCCGACGAAAAUGACAUUCCUCCGAUCACCGGCGUUAAAGUCUUCUAUGAACAGUUCUGGAUCGAGUUCAAAAAGCUUUGGUACCUUGCUGGUCCGGCUAUUUUCACUUCGAUUUGCCAAUACUCCCUCGGCGCCGUUACACAAACCUUAGCAGGCCACGUCGGCACGCUUGAGCUCGCUGCAUUCUCUAUCGAAAACUCAGUCAUAGCCGGAUUUUCUCUCGGAGUAACGUUGGGAAUGGGAAGUGCACUUGAAACUCUAUGUGGACAAGCAUUUGGGGCUGGACAAAUCGACAUGCUUGGAGUUUACAUGCAAAGAUCAUGGAUUAUCCUCUGGACGACUGCGUUUUUAUUAAUGUUUGCCUACAUUUUCGCUGCGCCACUUCUCCGACUGAUCGGUCAGACACCGGAUAUAUCUCGCGUUGCCGGAAAAUAUGCUAUAUGGAUGAUACCUCAACUCUAUGCAUAUGCAUUGAACUUUCCAAUUGCCAAAUUCUUGCAAGCACAGAGCAAAAUGUUGGUCAUGUCUUGGAUUGCAGGCGUAGGGUUGGCUCUGCACACACUUUUUAGCUGGUUGUUUAUGCUCAAGUUGGGGUGGGGCAUGGUGGGGGCGGCGGUGGUGCUGAACGCUUCGUGGUGGUUAAUAGUGGGGGGGCAGCUAGUUUAUAUAUUCAUGGGGUACUGUGGUAGAGCUUGGUCUGGAUUUUCGUUGAAGGCUUUCCAAAAUUUGUGGAGUUUUGUGAGGUUAUCCCUUGCAUCAGCAGUUAUGUUAUGCUUAGAAACGUGGUACUUUAUGUCCUUGGUCUUAUUUGCUGGAUACUUGAAGAACGCAGAAGUGGCUGUCGAUGUUUUAUCUAUAUGCACGAACAUAGUGGGUUGGGCUGUUAUGGUAGCCAUGGGAUGCAAUGCAGCGAUAAGUGUAAGAGUGUCAAAUGAACUCGGUGCCGCUCAUCCAAGAACAGCUAAAUUUUCAGUCCUGGUGGUGGUUGUUUCUUCCUUCUUGAUCGGCCUUCUCCUCUCUCUCGUUCUCAUCAUUUUCAGGAAGCAAUAUCCUUCCGUAUUUGCAGAUAGUGCCGAAGUUAAGAAACUUGUGUACGACCUCACACCAUUGCUUGCAUUUUGUAUUGUCGUCAACAAUAUUCAACCAGCUCUAUCAGGAGUGGCCAUCGGAGCUGGAUGGCAAGCUAUAGUCGCUUAUGUGAAUAUUGCAUGCUAUUACUUGUUUGGCAUUCCUUUGGGGCUCGUAUUGGGGUUUAUAGUCGAUUGGGGUGUUCAAGGCAUCUGGUUUGGAAUGACAAUGGGAACAAUACUACAAACUAUUAUCCUCUUUUGGCUUGUUUACAGAACUAAUUGGAAUAAAGAGGCUUCUGUUGCAUCACAAAGGAUCAAACGAUGGGGAGGGGAGGAAACGCAAGAAAAAUCAAAUGAUGUACAGCAAUGA